GAAGGAAAGCUGCCAAAAGGUGACAAAAGCUGUGGAGGAUGCCGAAAUUAAGACCAGCAUGCUAGAAGAAAACUCAGCCCUCUUGGAGGAGAAACUGCAUAACUUGCAGCAACAGGUUCAAGUAGAAGACUUUCGUUGGAAAUGGAUGCUGGAGCUAGCCCAGAAGGAGGUGUUGCGGCUAUUGGCUCAGCUGGGGAUACGCUUGGAGGGAGUGCUUCCCCAGCAGGAAAGGACACAAGUGGAACAAGGCCAAGCACUCAGGAUGCUGCGGGAGGAACUGGAUGAAGUUUCUGCCACGUAUGUGUCUCUCUUGAGCAAAGAGGCUCCCUUUUCUUGAAG
This is a messenger RNA of Protobothrops mucrosquamatus (brown spotted pit viper), 339 nucleotides long. RefSeq lists its product as uncharacterized. The record is from RefSeq and is a predicted model, not a curated record. Gene Ontology annotation, cellular component: centriole. The coding region runs from base 59 to 337 and encodes 92 amino acids. NCBI's taxonomy places the organism in Eukaryota, Metazoa, Chordata, Lepidosauria, Squamata, Viperidae. The transcript is spliced from 3 exons. Gene Ontology annotation, molecular function: protein kinase binding.